GCACAGACACACACACACGCACAGACACACAUGCACACACAGGCGCUCUCUCUGUCAAUCGCAUCUUUCUCCCUGUAACGCUCUUGGUUUUCAUCCUCACCUCCUUCCUCUCAUGCUGUCUCUCUGAGUUUAUCUCCGUCCGUCUCUCCCUGGGUCUCUCUCCCUCCAGCUCUCAUUUCCCCCCCGACUCUUAUUCUCUUUUCUCACCCACACCUCCUCUCUCCUCAUCCUCACUCUGCACCUCUCUCUCUUUCUCUCUCUCUUCCUUGAGGACACCUCUCUCCCCUCUUUCUCCCUCUCUGCUGCUUCUCUGUCUCCUCCCAGCUCUUCAGCCUGCUGGGUGGCCCACUGUCCACACCCCACUGUGCCCCUGGCUCUUCAAGAGCCCUUGGAGCCCGGUGCCUGGGUGACACAACUCUGAGGUUCCUGUGGCAUCUGUUGGGGGGGGCUGGGGUCACAGCAUUUCCUCCAGGGGGUGACUUGGCAGUGCUGUGCUCUUUCCUCACUUCUGCAAUUCCGGACAGCAGCACGGAGCCAGGGGCUGCGGACACAGAAACUCAGACCUCGCAGUGGCAGCUGCUGCUUCUAGACAGAUCCUAGCCAGAGGAAGACUCAGGUUUUGCAGGAUCCUAAAGCUUGUACCCUUUGGGGGUCCCUCUUUGAAGAAAAGACACCAAAUUAUAAAUAUACAUCUAGAAGCAAGGCCCAGGAGGGGAUCUCGAAGCUUUAUCAUCAUUGACUUGAUGGCACAGGAAGGAUCCUAUGACCAGCUGCCCCCUCCAGCCCAUAAGGAUGGAGCCAAAUGAUUCCUGGCGUGUGGACUCUGAGUUCCGAUACACACUCUUCCCGAUUUUUUACAGCAUCAUCUUUGUGCUGGGGGUCGUUGCCAACAGCUACGUGCUGUGGGUCUUUGCCCGCGUGUACCCCUCCAAGAAAUUGAAUGAGAUAAAGAUCUUUAUGUUGAACCUCACCAUGGCGGACCUGCUCUUCCUGGUCACUCUGCCCCUGUGGAUCAUCUACUACUACCAUGAGGGCAACUGGAUUCUUCCCAAAUUCCUGUGCAACCUGGCUGGCUGCUUCUUCUUCAUUAACACCUACUGCUCAGUGUCCUUCCUGGCUGUCAUCACUUACAACCGCUUCCAGGCCGUGACACGGCCCAUCAAGACCGCUCAGGCCACCACCCGCAAGCGUGGCAUCUCUUUGUCCCUGAUCAUCUGGGUGGCCAUGGUGGCCGCCGCCUCCUACUUCUUCGUCCUGGACUCCACCAACAUCGAGCUCAGCAAGACCGGCGCGGGGAACGUCACUCGCUGCUUUGAGCAUUACGAGAAGGGCAGCAUGCCCGUACUCAUCAUCCACAUCUUCCUCGUGUUCAGCUUCUUCCUCGUCUUCCUCAUCAUUCUCUUCUGCAACCUGGUUAUCAUCCGCACGCUGCUCACACAGUCCGUGCAGAUGCAGCGCAACGCAGAGGUCAAGCGCCGGGCACUCUGGAUGGUCUGCACGGUCUUGGCUGUGUUCAUCAUCUGCUUCGUGCCCCACCACAUCGUGCAGCUGCCCUGGACCCUGGCCGAGCUGGGCUUCCAGAGCGGCAACUUCCACCAGGCUAUUAACGACGCGCAUCAGAUCACUCUCUGCCUCCUCAGUACCAACUGUGUCUUAGACCCCAUCAUCUACUGUUUCCUCACCAAGAAGUUCCGCAAGCACCUUUCUGAGAAGUUCUACAGUUUGCGUGGCAGCCGGAAAUGCUCCCGGGUCACCACAGAGACGGGCACAGAAGUGGUCGUGCCGCUCAGCCAGGUCCCUGUCAAUUCCCUCAAAAAGUAGCAGGCCCAGAGGCUUCUCCUUCAUGGACAUCACGGACUGAUCUGGGGGAAAAAAGGGGUGUUCUCUGUGGUCCUGGCACCUCCUCCCUGGGCACCGGUGGCCUUUUAGGUAUGGAGGCUGCCUCAUUGAUGUGGAGACAAAGGUAGAGCCAGACUGCUGGGACAUCCAGAGCUUGAAUGAGCCCCAUUCAGCCACCUUGGGCACUUGCCCUAAUAACCUUGGCAGGUAACCUCAUCCUGAGCGCCUGAGUCUGAUGGCACUGGGAGGAAUUUCAGGACCAGGAGCAUCCGUGGGCACAGACCCUGAGCCACCCAGUUGACCCCAUCAGCGCAGCAGUCCCAGACUCAUCUGGGAGUCUAACCUAACAUUUUGGGCAGCUACUCCUUUUAUCACUCUCAAGACAGAUCAGGGGUUAUGGAACAGGUGCUCCCCAGGCGGUGUGGCACUAUCUUUGGGACAGACUUUUUAGCUAGAAUUGUGCCACGCAAGGUCUUUGGGACACUUCUUAGGGGAACCUGCUCCUGACUCACCUUCCCUGCAUGGCAACCAGGGAAGAUAAAACACACGUAGGUGGAAAGUUAGGACGGGGAGGGAGCCUGUUUCCUGAGGCAGGUGUGUCUUUCUGCACAGGUCUGGGUCAGCUCUGGGGCAGUGGGAGAGAUAAAACCACCACAUCCGUUUUUUCAUCUCGACAAGGGACUCUGAUGAAAUAGCUCCUGUGGGGCAGCCACCCACUGUGGGUGAGCAUAGCUUCCUCAAAACCAAACAGGCCAUCCAGACCUCCGCAGUGCACGGAGGCUUCCAAGGGGAAGGGCGCUUGGGCGGAGAAGUGUCUCGGGUGGGUGGGGCCUCCAGAGUGGAAGGAGCCGGUCAGCUCUUCUCCCUACCUCACUUUCGGGGGGGGGGGGUCCCUCUUGCCUUAGCUUCCAGGGGGUGAGGGGGCAGCUAUGAUCCCGAGGGCAGGCAGGCGCUCUGAAUUCUGGGCACAGACCAGACCAGGGGCUUAGAGGAGGCUUUCCUGGUUUCCAGAGCCCUGUGGUCCUUCUGAGAACGCUUCCCCCCUUCCAGCCAGUGUCCCCACAAAGCCAGGAUCCUUGUUUCCUGGAUACUGCAUUGAUCGUCAUAACUGCCUCCCAGAGACCUGCUUGAGUCUGGAUGGGAGCUGCUGGUGGGAUGGAGCAGACAGGGACUAGAGGGACCCAGCCGAGUACUUGAACUUUGGUAUCACAGAGACCAAGCUUCAAGUCAUGGCUUUGCCACUUCCUGCCCAGGGACUGUGAGCUGAAUUUCCUACCUCAUAGAGUUGUUACGAGGAGCAGACACUUCUUGCUCAGGGUGAGUGCUCAUCCCACAUUUUCCCUUUUUUUGAGAAUUUGUUCCCCCUAAUCCUCUGAGGGCAGCUGAAGGGUGAGCUCCUGGCUCUAGUGGGGCCAGUCGUGUUCUCUCUCAGGGAUAAGUGGCAAGAUUCAGGGAUGCUUUCUUUCUUUCUUUUCUUUCUUCCUUCCCUCCUUCCUUCCUUUCCUCCUUCCUCCCUUCCUUCCUUCCUCCCUCCCUCUCUCUCCCUCUCUCUC
Molecule: messenger RNA, 3392 nt
Organism: Phacochoerus africanus (Common warthog)
Lineage: Eukaryota; Metazoa; Chordata; Mammalia; Artiodactyla; Suidae
Gene: PTAFR
Product: platelet activating factor receptor
Exons: 3
Coding region: 763-1821 (352 amino acids)
Biological process (GO): chemotaxis; G protein-coupled receptor signaling pathway
Cellular component (GO): membrane
Molecular function (GO): platelet activating factor receptor activity; G protein-coupled purinergic nucleotide receptor activity
Source: RefSeq, a predicted model, not a curated record